Messenger RNA from Egretta garzetta (little egret), 2386 nucleotides. It is a transcript of the gene DGCR2, whose product is annotated as DiGeorge syndrome critical region gene 2. Gene Ontology annotation, cellular component: membrane. The transcript is spliced from 11 exons. Lineage: Eukaryota; Metazoa; Chordata; Aves; Pelecaniformes; Ardeidae. The record is from RefSeq and is a predicted model, not a curated record. Bases 1 to 1617 code for a protein of 538 amino acids. Gene Ontology annotation, molecular function: protein binding.
AUGGUGGCUGCCUUGGCCCUGGUGUGGCAGGCGGGUCCACAACUAGCUUUGGCAAGACUGCUCUCAGAGCUCCGCUGUAUUCCAGGGGAGUUUGCGUGUCGGAGUGGUAGCAUCCAGUGCAUCCCUUCAAAUUGGCAGUGUGAUGGCUGGCCCACCUGCGAGGACGAGAGUGAUGAAGUUGACUGUCCAGGCUUGACAGGGGACCAGCGAACUUACCAUGGGAAGGAGAAUGUGGACUCCAGGCACAAUCGAGGGAGAGGAGGAGAGACAACCCGCUUUCACACUGUCAAUGUGGCACAGCCGGUCCGAUUUAGCAGAAAGUGCCCAACAGGAUGGCACCACUAUGAGGGCACAGCCAGCUGUUACAGAGUGUAUUUAAAUGGGGAGAACUACUGGGACGCCGUGCAGACAUGUCAACGGGUGAAUGGGUCCCUCGCCACCUUCACUGCAGACCAGGAGCUAAGGUUUAUCCUGGCACAAGAGUGGGACUUGGAAGAAAAAACAUUUGUAAGGAAGGACCAGCGUAGGUUCUGGGUUGGAUAUCAGUAUGUGAUCACCAGUCGAAAUCACUCUCUAGAAGGUCACUGGGAAGUAGCUUAUAAAGGCUCUUCAGAAGUAUUUUUACCCCCUGACCCUAUCUUUGGUACGGCUAUGUCUGAAAAUGAAAACGUUCUUUGUGCCCAGCUUCAGUGUUUCCAUUUUCCUACCCUUCGGCACCACGGUUUACACAGCUGGUAUGCUGAAAACUGCUAUGAGAAGUCUUCAUUCCUCUGCAAAAGGAGCCAGACUUGUGUUGAUAUCAAAGACAACAUUGUCGAUGAAGGCUACUAUUUCACUCCAAAAGGGAAUGAUCCCUGUUUGAGCUGCACAUGUCACAACGGCGAACCCGAAAUGUGCGUGGCUGCGUUGUGUGAACGGCCUCAGGGGUGUCAGCAGUAUCGCAAAGACCCGAAGGAGUGCUGCAAAUUUACAUGUUUAGACCCAGAUGGCAACAGUUUGUUUGACUCGAUGGCUGGUGGAAUGCGUCUGAUUGUUAGCUGCAUUUCUUCCUUCCUCAUCCUCUCUCUGCUGCUUUUCAUGGUCCACCGGCUACGCCAGAGGCGGAGAGAGCGCAUAGAGUCUUUGAUUGGAGCAAAUUUGCACCAUUUUAACUUGGGCCGCAGGAUGCCUGGUUUUGAUUAUGGUCCCGAUGGUUUUGGAACUGGCCUUACUCCACUGCAUCUUUCAGAUGAUGGGGAAGGUGGGGCAUUUCAUUUCCAUGAUCCGCCUCCACCCUAUACUGCUUACAAGUAUCCAGAUAUUCAACAUCCGGAUGACCCACCUCCUCCUUAUGAGGCUUCUGUCAAUCCAGACAGCAUCCUUUGUUCCACUCCAGAUGGAGUUCUUUCUCAGACUGUGCAAAGCAGUCCUCCAUCACUAGGAAACUGUGAUGUAUCCCCACAGCUUACAGAGGGAUCGCUUCCUCCCUCAGUUGGGCCUUCUCCAGUGGAGCUGGAAGACUCUGCUGACAGCAGCACCUUUCUUGUCCCUCCUGACACACCGCUAAAUGAAAACACUCCGGCAGAAACUCUUACGGGCAGCCGUCACAGCCACUGUUCUCUCAACACCAUUGUAUAAAGGAGUAAAAAGCCGACUGCCGGUCAGAAAUAGUUUUAGCAACUGUUUGCACAGACAAACACUAAUCCGUGGUUGGAACUUCAGAAGGAAUCUCCACUUUGUUUUUUGAACACUGCUUUUAUGUUCUAGAUUAGGAUUGUCCCUCUCGUUUUUUGGCUGUCGUUAUUCAUUCACUAAUCAGUUUGUCCUGUAAAUAUGGAUUGUAUAACUGCUCUUUUUUUCCAUUGGUUAUGGAAAAUAGUGCAGAGAAUUCCUUUGACUUCUGAGGAGGUGAAAAGUAUGGGUAGGUUGUGGUUUUUUGUUUGGUUUUUUUUUUUUUUCUUGACCUGAGAGGAAACAAAAUUACAUCAGAAAAAAGCUGCUUGGAUUUGGCUGGAUACCACUGGAUCCAGGGAACAGACGACGGAGAAGGAGGGUGGGGGCAGUUGCCAUUCGAUCAAUUGCUUUCUCUCUUGCUUCAGUGCUACACUUGGAAAAGGCUGAGAAGACAGAACUGCAGGGGAAGGGGCUGUGGGGGCCUGUUUUACAGAGCGGGAACACUGAGGAGCUAAAACACAUGCCACCAAGUAAGAAUUACACAGUAUAAAAAAAUCUGCGUGUUUUGAUCUGCUUUGCUGUUUCAGAACACCGUAGGGACCGGAGGAUGAAUGACCUACACGAUACGUGACGAGCGGGUACUACGAAAACCAGGAUUUGCAAUUACAAUCGUUUGUUGUUGGUAGCUGCAAAAUGUCAUAUUGUCGGGCAAACUUCUGGCCCAUAAAGAAAA